AGGCUUCUUUGGUUUUAUUAUGAUUGAUGCUUCUUUUAUGCUUGAAUUCCACUCCACCACUACCUUGUUCACCUUGUUCACAUUGCUUUGCUGACCCAGGGACCGCGGACUUGUCCUUUUCCAGAAUCUGGUUCUACACAGCCAUCUCCAUGAUUGGCCAAUGAACACAAAUUCAUUAAUGUGUCCUUCGUACAAGGGAGCUAGGUGUUCUUCUUUGGAAGGGGUUUCAUGAAGUAAUACCAAUGCCACCAAUGCCAUUCCUCGUACAUGCCAGAUGCCAGGUGCCAGAUGCCAGAUCCCUUCUACCUUCUACCUUCUACCCUCUACCAUGGAGACGGAGUGAAGCUUCUUAUUUAAAACAAACUCUCUGCCGGCACUGACCAGUCUCUUCCCAACAACCACGUCUAGCACGGCACGCACAGCACAGCCACGCUUUUAGGCGGACGAUAGCGACGGGCUAGAGAAAAGAUGUUAACGCUACAAAGGCGAUACUAAACAACAAGGUCGAGGAACAUAGGGGUCAGAUAUUGCAUCCAAUACUCCAUAUACUACUGCAUAGCUAUAUAUAAUCGCAACUGCCGAGCCAAUCUCGAUCCUCCAUCUACUUCCAACUUUAUUCUCGCCGUUUCGGAUCCAUGCCCAAGGAGAGUUUACGCGUGUGAAAAAUUGGGAACAUUCAAAUCCAAGCCGCGCUAAACAGGGGAUGCGGCUAUUGAUAGUUCACAAUCAUUUCAAUCAAUUCAAUUGCGCAUUACUUGGAAUGAGUAAAAAUCCCCAAGACUUUGAUCAUUCUAUAAUCCAUCAUGUCGACGGCUGCGGAAAAGGCAAACCUUGCGCGCAUACGAGACAACCAAAGACGAUCCCGCGCUCGAAGAAAAGAGUACCUUCAAGAGCUCGAGGCACGAUUGCGCCAAUGUGAGCUCCAAGGUAUUGAAGCAUCUUCUGAAAUCCAGCUGGCAGCAAGAAGAGUAGCAGAUGAGAAUAAGAAAUUACGAAGUCUGCUAGCACAACAUGGGGUAGGAAAUGAAAUGGUGGAAACGUAUUUACAAAUGAGUUCGGAAGAUUUAAUGAUUUCGGCGCAAUAUGGGAGUGAAAGUCCUUCGGUACAACAGUUAGAACAACUACUUCAGGCGAGAAAACUAUGUUGUGCGGAUGGGAGUAUAGGUCCAACGAGCACAACAACGAUGGGGCAGACGAUUCAAAGUCGGGAGAGUUCUUACAGUGGAAAUACUGUCCAUUCGGUAUGGGAUCCAGUGCAACCCUCACGGAGCAUGAGCGUAGGACAGACACCAACACCGACCGGCAAAGGAUUUUCACAGGCGCAACAAUUUAUGAGUCCAAGAAGAAGCAGCGCGGCAAGUCGACAUAGCAGUAUCAGCCAAAACCAUAGCACGGCUGGAACUGUCCACACUCGACAGCAACAGCAACAGCAACAAAGAUUCAAUAUGACACCAAUAACAUUACCCAACUCACAACAGCAGAACACACCAUCGAGCCUCUCCAUUCAAUCUCCGCCCAUCUACGAAUACGAGUCGCAAUAUAUAUCAAACCAAUCCUACAAUACACUUUCCCCACAGACCCCUCAAAUGCAUUCCCAUCUACAAUCCCACACAAACUCGAAUCCCAAUUCUCGUUCAUCAGUCUCAUCUCAUCAAAUGUCACCUCCAAUAUCAUCAACAUACAACACGAACAUACCUUCCGAGAAUAACGGAACCAACCUGAAUAGUUGCGUAUUUGCAACCGAUAUGAUAACGACCAUGGCCGGCGGCGACCCCGCCGUAGUUCGCGCAGAAUUGGGCUGCGUGCCCGGUAUGGAUUGUAAUGUGGACAACCAGUUAGUCUUCCAUGUAAUGGACCGAUAUUCCGAAAAUGGUGUAGGCUUAUGACAAUUGCAGGACGGAGCGAAAUCAAAAUUUAGUGUAAUUCUUAUGUGUUCAGAUACCCCUCACUUGCUACAUAUUUCACGGACAGCGAUUGGAAUAAUUCAAAAAGUGUUUUACUUUUCCGUUUUUAUCGGGUAUCUGUCAAUGAGUGAAUACCUAGGUAGUCCUUACUUACUUUUACUCGAAUUGCAGGUUCAGUGACCCAGCUUGAUUUUUCUGGUGCAACCCUGCUGCCAGUCGAGGUUGAAUUUCAGAACUGCGUCUAGAACGUCCAAAAACAAAAACCCAAAAAGUAUCAGAAUCCCUACAAAUUCAC
Messenger RNA from Botrytis deweyae, 2199 nucleotides. RefSeq lists its product as uncharacterized. Bases 804 to 1886 code for a protein of 360 amino acids. Lineage: Eukaryota; Fungi; Ascomycota; Leotiomycetes; Helotiales; Sclerotiniaceae. The transcript is spliced from 2 exons. The record is from RefSeq and is a predicted model, not a curated record.